AAAUAAUCGUGGACAGCUGUACUGGCCGUUGGAGGUUCUGUACAGUGGGAGUCGGCGAGUGCCGCUUACUGACACAAUGUCACUACAAAAGUGUCAAACUGAAUGGGGAGAAAUUGACCAAGAAUAUCAACAGUUACAGGAAACUCACAAAGUGUACAGACAGAAGCUCGAUGAGCUCACCAACCUCCAGGCAACAUGCAGCAGUGCCAUUAGUAAACAGAGGAAGGGUCUAAAAGACCUCCGGCACAGUCUGCGCAAAUGUACAAAAACAAGCGAUGAGAAAGAAACAGAACUGAUCAAAGACAUCCAAAUGCAAAUUAAAGACAAAGAACAUUUCUUCUUUGACAUGGAAGCCUAUUUGCCAAAGAAGAAUGGAUUGUACUUAAAUUUGGUCCUUGGCAAUGUGAAUGUCACACUCCUCAGCAACCAGGCUAAAUUUGCCUACAAAGAUGAAUAUGAGAAGUUCAAGCUUUGCAUGACAAUAAUCUUGAUGUUUGCUGCCAUAACCUGUCUCUUCUUGUUCAAUUACCGUGUCACAGAUGAAAUCUUCAACUUCUUGCUGGUUUGGUACUAUUGCACUUUGACCAUAAGGGAAAGCAUCCUCAUGAGCAAUGGGUCCCGGAUCAAAGGGUGGUGGGUCUCCCAUCAUUACGUCUCUACCUUCCUAUCAGGUGUAAUGCUUACCUGGCCAGAGGGGUCCAUGUAUCAGAUGUUCAGAAGUCAAUUCCUUGCCUUCUCCAUUUAUCAGAGCUUUGUGCAGUUUCUUCAAUAUUACUAUCAAAGUGGCUGCUUAUACAGGUUACGAGCUUUGGGGGAAAGAAAUCAGUUGGACCUCACAGUGGAGGGGUUCCAGUCAUGGAUGUGGAGAGGGCUCACCUUCCUCUUGCCAUUCCUCUUCUUCGGACAUUUCUGGCAGCUGUACAAUGCUUUGACCCUGUUUCGAUUGGCAGGACAUAAAGACUGUAAAGAGUGGCAGGUAUUUAUGUUGGCACUGACAUUUCUUGUCCUAUUCCUGGGGAAUUUUCUUACCACAUUGAAAGUUGUUCGCCAUAAAGUCCAGGAAAACCCAGAGAAAGUGCAAAAGCAAGAGUGAAUACAAGUCUGACUACAGCUCAGACUCCCAAGUGGCCAGUGACCAUGAAACAAAAUGGCACUUUGAAAUGCACAAUCGAUGGGAAUAUGGACUGCAGGGGUUUUUUGCCAGGAAAAGACGGAGUGAAGAGAACGAUGUGUCUCAGCCUUGAUGACAGCUGCAACAUUAACCAAUAACCUUGGCUGAAUGUGCUUUUGUUUCCAAUAGUUUGUUGUUGUCUUUGCUACACAUGCAAUCACAACACAGAGCGGCCUUCUUCUGGCAGAUGAACCACUGCGAUCCUGGACCAUUUGAGGCUUGAUCCUGUAGAUUUAGAGUAAUUGGACAGACUUAAUCAUUAUGGUGUGGAUGUAUUUAGGACUGAGCAUGGACUACAUGUACAGAGAUCCACUCUUUAAACUAUAUGCAACUAAAGAAAGACGGGUAGCAUUAGGUCAUGAGAAGAGGUUAGAUUUACCUACAAAGUAUAUGUACUGUCAAUACUUCACACAGCUGUUUUCGGUAUGGAAUAUUUGAAUACAUCCAUGGCACAGCAAUUUAAACUGUUCGCAACUACAAGUGUCUCGUUUUGAUAUAUUCUUCAGUAAAGAUGCAUUGAACUAUACAAUUCUCCCUGUGUGCUGUUUGAAAGUAAACAUGUUUAUUUUCUCUGGAUAUUGACAUGUUGAUGCGGGUACAUCUUAUAUAAAGAACUAAAGCCUGCUUUUUAUUUUAGCAAUGUACCAGCCAGGACUUGUUAACUGAUCAUAGACAUUUACAAACUUUAACAGCAGCCAUUUACUACCAUUGUUUGGGUUGAUUUGGUAACCAUAAAUUACAGCUGUUCUAUUUUUAAAUAAUACUAUUUUAAAUAAUGAAUAUACUAAUACAUGUCAAGGUUUUAGAAUACAAGGAUUUUCUUUCCCUUCUGUAAUGCACCUUGUUAAACUGAGUUCCUGAUUUUAAAUUUUUUAUUUUUUUAUUUCACCUUUAUUUAACCAGGUAGGCUAGUUGAGAACAAGUUCUCAUUUGCAACUGCGACCUGGCCAAGAUAAAGCAUAGCAGCAUGAACAGACAACACAGAGUUACACAUGGAGUAAACAAUUAACAAGUCAAUAACACAGUAAGAAAAAAAAGGGGGAGUCUAUAUACAUUGUGUGCAGAAGGCAUGAGGUAGGCGAAUAAUUACAAUUUUGCAGAUUAACACUGAAGUGAUAAAUGGUCAUGUACAGGUAGAGAUAUUGGUGUGCAAAAGAGCAGAAAAGUAAAUAAAUAAAACCAGUAUGGGGAUGAGGUAGGUAAAAAUGGGUGGGCUAUUUGCCGAUAGACUAUGUACAGCUAUCUUGUCUUAACUUCAGUGGGUUCAGAAUUAAGACAAAUCCAUUUUUAAAUAAUUCCUGUAAUCUAGUUCAAAAUGAUAAGCCUUUCAAUUAAUGAUUAUUUGAGUCCUGUCCAAUUCAGGCUGUGCUGGUUGUUUUGAGUUCACCUUUGUCACUAUGCUGUAAGUGUCUACUUUAAACAAUUGCUGCUAUGAGCACUGGUACUUUGAGCAAAUGAUUGGGAAUAAUGUCUUCAGUACAAAUGUGCUGGCGUGAUCAAGUUCUAUAACUCUGCUGACAUACCGUAUGUAUUGUAACGCAUCAACUCUGAACUAAGGCAAAAUCUCAUGAGCUUGUGUAUCCCUUUUCAGUGUCCUUUAAUUUUGAACUGUAGUAUUAGAUCUGAACAACUUGGUACUUAGUGACAGAGCUCUCUAAUGCCUUCUCUCCCUGUAGCCUGUCACAAUUACUUGAUUUUUGUUCCAUUUGGAAUCAAUUGUUUUGUUAUUGAGAAAAUCUAAGGUCUUGGAUAUUAGUCUUGAUUCCGUAAAGAAGAAAAAUCCAUUCUACGCUUGAAGGGAGCCAGUCUUUUUGUUAUACUUGUCGGCAAAAGCCUGUUACUGACCAUUUGUCCAAAAUGUUACAUUCUGUUUGUAACAUCAAAACUGCCGCAAUGCACUACACAACAGCACCUAUUUCCUCAUAUGUUGUGGUAUUGGUUUCAUGUCAUGGAUUGUCCCAUCAUAAGACUGUACCUUGUGCCUAAACGUAUCACUGUAACAAGAGAGUGAUUUCAUUGAUUCUGUCUCUGAUUACAGGAUGUUAUCUGAGAGGCAUUUAUUUACAUUGAUAUAAGGCCCUGUGUUUUGGAACUAGCAAAUAUUAAUUGAUAAGUCAUGUAACAAAUGUAUUUGCUUAGCAAAGAAAUAUAUAUACAUCAGCUUUCACAUUGUUUUUUCAGUUGCCUAUCUACAGUACUACUGUAGGACAUUGCUAUGUCAGUGUUUUUUCAUAGCAACCACCACUAGUGGGCACUGUCAUUAAACUUUAGAAAACUGCAAUAGAUAUUUGUCCAGACUCCAGCUCUGAAAGGAACUGAUGUCUAUCAGCUUUCAACCACAAUAGUAAAUAGUUGUAAAUUGUCCUGGCAAUGUAAAAGGUGCAGUCUACUUAUCAUCCUCUGCAGAAAGGGUAAGUCGCUUACAUGAACAUGUGUAAUGGCAGUGGUGUAAAGUACUCUAGUAAAAAUACUUUAAAGUACUACUUAAGUAGUUUUUUUUGAGUAUCUCUACUUUACCAUUUAUGUUUGACUACUUCUACUCCACUACAUUCCGAGAGAAAAUAAUGUAAUUGUUACGCCAUACUUUCCCCCCGACAUCCAAAGUACUUGUUACAUUUCAAAUGCUUAGCAGGACAGGAAAAUGUUCAAAUUCACACUUAUCAAGUGUAGGCCGUCAUUGUAAAUAAGAAUUUGUUCUUAACCGACUUGCCUAGUUAAAUGUUAGUUUUUCUUUAAAAAUACCCCUGGUCAUCCCCACUGCCUCUGAUCUGGUGGGCUCACUGAACACAUGUUUUGUUUGUAAAUUGUCUUAGCCAGGGGCACACUCCAACAGUAUCUUUUAAAUCAAAAAAGAAAACCAUGCUAUCUGGUUUGCUUAUUUAUUACAAGGAAUGUGAAGUGAUUGGUACUGUAAGUAUCAAAAAUAAAAGUAUUAGUCAAAAGUU
Oncorhynchus nerka (sockeye salmon) is the source of this 4116-nucleotide messenger RNA. RefSeq names its product transmembrane protein 120B-like. Lineage: Eukaryota; Metazoa; Chordata; Actinopteri; Salmoniformes; Salmonidae. The record is from RefSeq and is a predicted model, not a curated record. Gene Ontology annotation, biological process: fat cell differentiation. The coding region runs from base 77 to 1093 and encodes 338 amino acids. The transcript is spliced from 12 exons. Gene Ontology annotation, cellular component: membrane.